UGUUCUGCUGUUGCAUCGACGAGCUCUCUGCUGUCUGCAGAGGACGAGGGUAGGAGCUGGGACCAUGGAAAUCACCCACUCAAAGGGAACCUUGUACCCUGCUCUUCAGCUUUCAUCGUUUCGGGUGAGGCGAGACAGCUUGCCUCCAGCUUUCGAGCUUCCGCAGGAAGUGGCCCGCGCCGUCAACGAGCCUCUGCCAGCCCUACGAUCGACGUCGGUGGCGAGGGAAGCUCUGAGAGAAAGCGAGACGCUCUUGAGGGAGAACGAGAGGGAGCAAAGGGCCGCCGAGGAGAAGAUCGCUAGGGAGCAAGCGUUGAUGGAGGAGGAGCUCACCCGCAUCGUUGAGGAGACAGAGCAAAGGAAAUCGAAGGAAAACGCGGCGAAGGCUAAGAAGGUCAGAGACAUGAUGUCUCUGAUGGGGGUGUCUGACCGAUAUGCUGCAGAGGUACGGCUGGAGCGGUGCGGGUGGGACUACGAGAAAGCCGCUACGGCCUUCCUCGAAACCGUCAAUUAAAAGUCUCUUCGUCGAACGCCUUGCCGUACAUACCCAACAGGACUCUCGGGCGGUUGGGUACAUGUGUAGCUGUCGAGACGACGUGCUGAAAAACCGUCAGUUUUGUUGGUGUUUUCUAAGUCUGUGUUGUUGUCUGAAAUAGUGGUGUGUCACUUCCCGUACUAAUAACGUUGGUGUGAGGUCUGAUGUUGUUAUUGGGUGCUUGUGACGGCACCAGAAUUUGUGUUGUUGGUUGUUUGGGCGUGUUGGCUUCGACUCGAGUGACGGGGCGUAUACAAGAGAACAUGGGCAAGUUUGCCAGGGCUGUACAUGAGUUGGAUUCGUCGCCUCUUGUUUGGUCGCUUGUACAUUCGGCGACGCCCUAGGUCACCUCCAGCAUACAGUAGCACCAGACCGACUUCAACCGGCGGCGCAACCUGCUGCUUCCAACGCAGGGUUGGGAGGUGUAGAGGGGCAGGGAAGGAAUAGCAAGUGAUUUUGUUUUUUUUGCGGUGGAUAAUACAUGGUUAUCUUUUCGUUGGAAGUCCUAGCGGGCUCCUCACAGAAGCGGAACCAUUUUUUUUGCGAUUCGGCGUGUUCCUGUACUAAAUGGUAUAUGUUUUGGUACAAAUAGUUCAAGCGAUUCAGGCGCCACGAUGAGGGAAGCAAAGGAUAAAGGGUACAAUUACAUAGAACCGCAUUCAUGCGGGGGUGCGAAAUAACCUCUCCGAGAGUUCCUUGAGCGCAGGCUUGCUUCAUACCAACGCUUACGGUUCUCUAUAAUUCCGGUCUCGUUGUACAGCAGUACUGCUGCAUGUCAUAAAAGUGGAAGCUUUCAAGAAAUAUGGUCCGUUACUUGAUGGCGACAACGUGCUAUGUAGCAUGAGAAAUACUCGCAAUCGAAGGAGUGUCCACAAGGCAAAUCGGGGCGUGGGCCG
Molecule: messenger RNA, 1431 nt
Organism: Ectocarpus siliculosus
Lineage: Eukaryota; Phaeophyceae; Ectocarpales; Ectocarpaceae
Source: the annotation of a GenBank genome assembly